AUGGGUGACUUGGACAAGGCCGAAAAUUAUUAUAAACGAUUGUUAAAUGAGCUGGCAGUGGGUGAUUCCGUCAUUCCUUACUGUCACGUAGGACUGGGUAAUGUUGCCAGACAGAAGGGUGAAUAUGCUUUAGCUUUGAUGAAUUAUGACAAAGCAUUGAACAUCAGAGUAAAAGCUCUUCCACCCGAUCACCCUGAUAUCGCCGGCACAUAUAACAAUAUCGCUAGUGUGCAGUGGAACAAAGGUGAAGAUGAUUUAGCUUUGAUGAAUUAUGACAAAGCAUUGAAAAUCAGAGUAAAAGCUCUUCCACCCGAUCACCCUGAUAUCGCCCAAAUAUAUAACAAUAUCGGUGUUGUGCAGUGGAACAAAGGUAAAUAUGAUUUAGCUUUGAUGAAUUAUGAUAAAGCAUUGAACAUCAGAGUAAAAGCUCUUCCACCCGAUCACCCUGAUAUUGCCUCUACAUAUCGUAAUAUAGGACUCGUGCAUGAAGCAACUCGUACUUGGCAAUCAGCAUUAGAAUAUCAUAACAAAGCAGCAGCAAUAAGACGCAAGUCACUUGCAACAGCGCAUCCACAGAUGGUAACCACUGAGAGCGACAUUCGAAGAGUGAAAGCUCAAUUAAAGUAG
Molecule: messenger RNA, 627 nt
Organism: Didymodactylos carnosus
Lineage: Eukaryota; Metazoa; Rotifera; Eurotatoria; Philodinida; Philodinidae
Source: the annotation of a GenBank genome assembly